UUUUCUUGUUGCCGAUUUGCUACUGAGGGAGUUCGGCAAGUCCUUCAAUUGUUAAAUGAGGGGGGAAACUCUGCCGAGUGAGAGCAGCAGAGUUCACAGCCUGUAAAAAUGGAUGUUGAAUGUGAAAAUGUGGAAGAAAUUGUCUUUGAAAGAGUGGACAGGGACUCGAUUGAAUUAUUGUGUGCUAAUGAGGCAACUCCCAUUCAUAUAACUCCUGCUCCAGAAGAGACUGCCAAAAUAUUGGACAUUGAGCAUCUAGGCAUGGAACAGAGGCCAGAUGAUAUAAUCGCUCAUGAUUCUUGUACAAACCAAGGCUCUAAUGAUGUUGAUGUCCAAGAGAUGGACAUAGGACUGAAGACAAAUUUUAUUGCCCUUCAGAAAACUUGUAUAAACCAAGACUCUACAGCUUUGGACUCCCAUGUGUUGGCCAAUGGACAAAAACCAAAUGCUGUGUUGCCUCAUGAGUCUUGCAUAAACCAGGGCUUAAAUUACAUGGAUGCCAAGACAAUGGACAUAAGACAGACCUCACACCUGAACAAACCACAUCUGUGUAUAACUUCAAAGCCAGAUAGCCAAGAACCACAGGAUUCUGGAAUAUCAUUGAGGCAAAGUAGCACGGACACACAGGAGCCAAGCCUACACAUGGACAGAUGUGAGACAGUCAUGAACCAGAGUCCACAAAUUAUGAUAUUGCAGGAGUCCAACACUGAGCCAGUGUCAGAUAACUCUUGUAUAAAUGAACCCAGCAUGAAUCUGAUACCAGACAAUGGCAUACAAGAUCUAAAUAUUCAACAUAGCCCAACAAAUACUGGUUUGGUGGAGUCAAAAACAAGACAUAACUUGCAUAACACACAAAAUCCAAGCAGGGAAGAGAUUUUAGAUAAUACAGGGACACAUAAUUUAUGCACAGUUCUUAACAAAUAUCACAUGGACUCCCAUGUAAUCCAGUCCUAUGAUGAACAAGGCAAAUGUCAGAGAUUGGAUAUAGAAAAUCAAAAUAUGGGAAUAAAGCAAAGUAUAGAUCAUGUUGAGCUGAGUUCACAUAUAGAAACCAAAUGUACUUUAAAAAAGAGUCCAGAUAUCGAGGGUGCCCCCAACAUUGGAAUUCAGCAAAACCUAGAAGACAUUAAUGCACAGGACGUAAGUGUGAGUAGUUCAGGUCCCACGAAUUCUGACCUGAAGCUGAGCCCAGAUAACACAGUCACAGUGGCACCAGAAGUUUCAGUUCAUAAUGCUGUUACAGAAACUAUGGCCCACACACAGAUGGAUUCUUGCCAACCCGUUUCCUGUUCUGUGCCGGGAGUUUGCAGUGUUUGCCACUCACUUUUCACCCAGAACACAGGAGCUGUCCUGCUGCACUCUGACGCCCCAGGGCAAGUCUACUCAACAAGCUCCUCUGUAGAUAGAAUUAUCCAAAGCUCUAUUAACCCUCAGCUUAUUCAGGGCUGCAUCAUGACAAGCUCCGAGGGCAAGAACCAAGAGAUUACGCAGUACCUAAUCCUGCAGGAUUCAGAUGACGCUCCUCCUAAUUACCAGCUAACACUGAGUCCUGUGGCACAUGGUGAGAUGUCUCCAUCACAUGGCUCUUGUGGACCUGAGGGUGUGUCUGAUAUGGAAGCUCUCGAAGGGAUGAUGGAAGUUGUAAUAGUGCAACAAUACAAGUGUAAGAUGUGUCAGUACAAGAGUGUGUCCAAGACCACGUUGUUGCGCCAUGUGAGAGAACGUCAUGUCAAAAGAGGUAAGAAUGAGCAAAAGGACAAGGAUAGAAAACCAGAGCAGACACAGGAAGAAGAGGAAGAGGAGGAUGAUGAUAUUGUGGAUGCUGGAGCCAUAGAUGAUCCAGAUGGUGACAGUGACUACAGCCCAGGAGAAGAGACAAGUCGCAAUUAUCAGUUUGAAUCUUCCAAUGGAACCCUUGCGAGGGAAAGACCACGUAGACGGCCUGGACGUCCACGUAAGAUUCAGCGUACUCAGGGUCCUGAGGUGGACACUACAAUGCCAACAGCUACAGACAAUCAGGAUGAAGUUGCCACCAGUACCCCUGCCACUGAAAACAACGGUCCCACUUCUAACAACCACGAGGAGCAGAAACUACCCAAUAGAACACGUGGAUACAUCCCUAAAAAUUUCCGUGGCAGAAAGUACAGAAGGUAUCGAAGUCGCAGGUACUACAAGCCGCCAAAUAAGCAGUUGCUCAGGCCAUUCCUGUGUCGUGUGUGUGGUUCCCGUUUCCUUACACUUGAGGAUUUUACGUUCCACGUGAGCUCACAUGAUGGGAAUGAUCCUCAGACCUAUCGGUGCCUUCAGUGUAGUUAUCAGUGUCGUAGAUGGUCUUCACUUAAGGAACACAUGUUUAACCAUAAAGGAAACAAACCACACAAAUGUGAACAUUGUGAUUAUACCAGUGUGUACAAGAAGGAUGUAGUCAGACACGCAGAAAUACACAAACGAGAACAAAAGAAGAAAACAGAAAUGCCCGUGAAAGAAAGUUCCUACCCGUGUCCUGUGUGUAACCGUGUUUAUAAUAUGCAAAAGAGGUUGACACAACAUUUGAAGACUCACAGUGCUGAGAAACCACAUAUGUGUGACAAGUGUGGAAAAGCAUUCAAGAAGCGUUAUACUUUUAAAAUGCAUCUUCUGACUCACCUUCAGAGUGUGGACAGCACCAGGUAUAAAUGCGAGUUCUGUGAAUACAUGUGUGAAGAUCGGAAGCAGCUUCUGAAUCAUCAGCUCACUCACAUGAAUGACAAACCAUUCAAAUGUACUCAGUGCAAGUAUCACACCUACCGUCAGGACUUCUUGCUGUCCCACCAAGCCACCAGGCACGCAGGUGGAAAGCCAUUUGCUUGUGAUUAUUGUCACUUCCAUACCAAACACAAGAAGAAUCUGCGCCUCCAUGUGAAGUGUCGACACGCGAACCUGUUUCAAGAGUGGGUCCAGCGCCACCCUGAGGAAACCCCAAGCCGUCAGCUACCCUUUUUCUCCACUCAACAAAUUGAAAAACUGAAACUGCAACAUGACCAGUUGGAGAACCCUGCUCAACAAGCACCAGAAGUUGAGAACCCCCAGACACAACUAGCAAUGCUGCACCAACCGACACAACAAGCAGGAGAAGAGCAGUCUCAGAACAGUCUGGAAACUGCUGCAAUCAUAUAUGACCAAGGUGAGGAAGAACUCACGACUCGAGCUGCUCUUGACUUGCUUUUAAAUAUGAGUGCACAAAGAGAUGCUUCUGGUGAUGGCCUGCAGGUUGCUGUGGUUAAGUCUGGCACUUGUGGGGAUGGUCAAGGAUCGGAGGCAUCAGAUGGUGCCCAAGAACCACCAAUGACUCAGGUCUUGACCCUGCAUAUGGAUGAAAGAGAAGUGUCAGAGGUUCAUCAGGCUGGAUUUGAGGAGACAGGCGUGCAGCAGAUCACCAUUAACACAGCAUUCACAGCUGCAGAGUAUAGUCUAAUAAAUGCAGAGAACAUCCAGACAUCGCUUUGCAGUGAUGCUGACAUCCCAAAUGAUUCCCCUCAAACUCUUCUGGGUGAGAAUUUAAAAGACAAAAGGGCACUUCAGGUCCUACGCAAGCCUCGACAAGUUCAGCUUGCCUCAGGUAAUUCUCCUCCACCUCCUGUUGCUAAGAAGUUUUCCUGUAAGUUUUGCAGUUCCUCCUUCUGGGGUCGAGCAGAAAUGGAGAGUCACAAGAGAGCACACGUAGAGGGAAGCAAUGGAUUUAAGUGCCACGAUUGUAACUUCAUUGCACCGUCCUGGCCUGAAGUUCGGGAUCACAUGACGUUGCAUGCUGAUCUUCGUCCUCACCGCUGCAAUCAAUGCAGUUUUGCCUCCAGGAAUAAGAAAGAUUUAAGUAGACAUGCCAUGACGCACACCAACCACAGGCCGCACUUCUGCCAUUUGUGUGGACAAAGGUUUAAUCGGAAAGGUCAUCUGAAAUUCCACAUACAGCGACUACAUAAUGGAGGCAGCGUUCCACAGCCUGAGAAUGAAGAGCUGACAUCCGGGCCCCCUUUGGAAGAGGAACAUGUGUUCUUAACGCAGGAGGAAACUGUUACUAAUCAGGAGAAUACAGCUUACAUCCAAGAAAUUACAACGGCGGAUGGACAAACCCUUCAGCAACUGGUCACCGCAGAUAACCAGGUGCAGUACAUUAUUUCACAGGAAGGAGUCCCUCACCUACUUCCACAGGAAUAUGUAGUGCUGCCAGAGGGACACCAUAUUCAGGUUCAGGAUGGACAAAUUACCCACAUUCAGUAUGAGCCAGGAACGCAGUUUCUCCAGGACCCACAGAUUCACUUUGUUCCCAUGUCACCCACGCACCAGCUCUUAACACAGGAGCAGCUUGAAGCUGCUGCACACUCUGCAGUUACAGCUGUAGCGGAUGCAGCAAUGGCUCAGACAAUGUACACGACAGAAAGAGAAACUGCCUUACAGCAUGAGAUAGAAUAUGAUGUGAUCACUCUGACGGACUGAGGUUUUCAUCAACAGAGUUCUUGAGAACGGAUGUCCAGCUUCAAGCUCCCUUUAUGCAAUGCACUUUAUCAGAGAACGUAGAAGGUUCUAUAUGAAGAAGGCUGUGAUGGGACUGAUAUUGCGAACGCUAAUGCAACAGGACGUUGUUUUCUCCUUGAAUUUACAUCUGGCUGUGGAGUUGCCUGUUCCAGCAAGUUCUCUCUAAGUCAGGGAUCUCAAACUUGCCCCCACCACCAGAUAUUGAUGGCCUGCAACAUCCAAAAUUCUUUGAACGCAACAGUUAAUCAUGGGAUUUGUAGUUCAGCAACAACUGGGGGAAGAGUCCGAGAGACAGCAGUUUCUCACCUUCUGUUUUUCUUGCGGCAAUCCGUGUCGGAUUAUUUAAUUUCCAAAUUUACAAUAAUGGCACUAAACAUUUAAUGGCCAUAAGAUAAGUCAAGGAACGUGGUGUAAGGUAUUGGGAAGAUCUAAAGAUUUCUAGUCUGAUUAGGGAUUCUCACCCUUUAUCACAUUCAGAAGAUUAGGUCAGAUUUGGAGAUGUAAUCUCGAGAGUGCAUAAAUUCAGGUAAUCUCCCUUUCUACGUUGUUGCAAAUGAUGUGGUGGUGUUAAAAGAAAAAACAGGCUACUCACUGCUGUACAGCGAUGCCAUUUGCAUGUGAGCAAACUACUGAAUUUUUCCACUUUCUUUUCUUGUCUUUGUUUAAAAUUAAAUUCUGGUUGGUUAAGAGAUGUGAUCUUUGGAAGUGUCCAGUGUGGCCAACGAAAUAGUCCAGCAAGGGAAUUUAU
Messenger RNA from Pelobates fuscus (common spadefoot toad), 5260 nucleotides. It is a transcript of the gene ZNF335, whose product is annotated as zinc finger protein 335. Gene Ontology annotation, biological process: positive regulation of transcription by RNA polymerase II; brain development; positive regulation of neurogenesis. NCBI's taxonomy places the organism in Eukaryota, Metazoa, Chordata, Amphibia, Anura, Pelobatidae. The transcript is spliced from 28 exons. Gene Ontology annotation, cellular component: nucleus. The record is from RefSeq and is a predicted model, not a curated record. Bases 109 to 4473 code for a protein of 1454 amino acids. Gene Ontology annotation, molecular function: RNA polymerase II cis-regulatory region sequence-specific DNA binding.